UAAAGGAGAGGGCAUUGCAAUAAACCCUUUAUUUUUUCGUAAAUGGUUUAAAAUCAAAAUCAAAUGGGAGGCAAACAUCAUGGAAACUACAUAAACCCAUGUCUCACAUUGCGUCAGCCAUGGGCCUCUUUGCUUGUUCAUGGUAUUAACCGUGUUGAAGGCAGAUCAUGGCCUGCCCCUGUUAGAGGCCGACUUUGGAUUCAUGCAGCUGGUAAGGUCCCAGAUGCAGCCACAAUCAAAGCGAUGGAGGAUUUUUACAGGGAAAUAUAUGCUGUUAAUGGGAUAUUAGACAUCAAAUUUCCAGAACAUUACCCAGUUUCAAAACUUCUAGGUCAUGCUGAUUUUCCCCUUACCCGCUUCUUUUGAUAUAUGUAGUUUUCUUCAAAUAUAACACUUUGGUGCAGGGAUGUCUCAAAUAUAGUGUAAACAGAUUGAUUCAUAAAGAUUUACUGUGGUAUGUGAUUUCUCUGAUAUCUGAACCUCACAAAUGUUUUGAGAGCUAUAGGGGGGUAAUAGAAAGCAUGGAAGGAGCCAGAUAAUUGAGUGGUCUCCUUAGCUGUUAGCGAACUCGUCCACUGCCUUCUUUUCUGCUA
This is a messenger RNA of Manihot esculenta (cassava), 593 nucleotides long. Its product is annotated as activating signal cointegrator 1-like. Gene Ontology annotation, cellular component: nucleus. The record is from RefSeq and is a predicted model, not a curated record. Bases 64 to 366 code for a protein of 100 amino acids. NCBI's taxonomy places the organism in Eukaryota, Viridiplantae, Streptophyta, Magnoliopsida, Malpighiales, Euphorbiaceae. Gene Ontology annotation, molecular function: transcription coactivator activity. Gene Ontology annotation, biological process: positive regulation of DNA-templated transcription. The transcript is spliced from 2 exons.